UCGGUGUGCAGUGCAGUGGGUUCCGCAGCGUUCCGGCCUUCCGCCGUCGAGGACGUUGUCGGCGUCCAGCGGGCAUCAGGCGGCAGGCGUUGCCGGGAGCCCCCUUCCACUUCCACGGCGUCCACGCGGACCCUGGACCGGUCCGGCGACUCCGCGCUGCUCCGCGCCCCGCCGCGCCUCACCUCUCCGGCCGGGCUACCGCUUUUUGCCUUUUACCUCAUCGCCGCGCCGCCGAGCAACCCGUCCAGCCCGCGCAGUGCGUUGCUGUUGCUGACCGCCGCGGCCGCCGAAACCUCUGGAUCGAGUGGCAGUGAGUUCGCGGAGGACCACGCCAAGAGCACCGUCGCGAAGAGCAGAAACCCUAGCCGUCGCCAUGCCCACGCUAGACAGGGACGAGCCCGCCUUCCUGGCGGAGUGCGAGUCGGUGCUGUCCUCGGCGCCGUCGCCCGGAGCCAGCGGGGACUUCGGCAAGGACUCGCGGCUCAGCUCGUACGGCAGCACCAGCACCUCGUCCACCACCUCGCUGCCGGGGUCUAAGCCGCCCGCGCCGCCCGCCACCACACUGCCGAAGGACCUCCAGGACCCCGAGCAGUGGGCGCUGCUCGGCGCCGUGCUGCCGCCGCCGGGCGGCUGGGCCAAGUCCAGCAUCCCGCCGGGGCUGACGGCCGCGGAGGUGAUCCCGCUGGCGCAAGACCCGUUCUGGUGCCGGCUGCGCGCCUGCUUCAUGGCCCUGUUCUGGGUCAUCAUGGUGGCGUUGCUGGCCUGCGUCGUGGUGAUCGUCGUCAACGACCCCAAGCCCUGCGGCGUGCCGCGGACGCCCGUCCUGCCGCCGCAGCGCAGCCUCAACGUCAGCCUGCCCCUCGCCGCCAUGCCCGUGCUGCAGGUCAUGGCCGCCUCGCGGUACUAGCCCGCCGCCCCGUCCACGUCAUCGCCAUCGUCAUCGUCACCCUCACCCCCAUCGACGGCAAACAUCUGUGAUAAAUUAGUAGAAGACUCGUCAUUGCAGUGACCAAGUGCGUUUGUGAUUGUUUACGCGUGUGUGCGUGUUUGUCUGCCUGCGAGCGUCCCUCUUGUCUGAUGGCCGGCCGGCCCGUCAGCGCCUUCGUCACCAGCAGCAGGCGUGCCGCAACAUGGCGGCGAUACCCCGCGCGGCCUAGAGCGCUCUGUGCGCGGAGUAUCGCCAACAGUGCUGCACGGCACGGGGCAUCGCCGGCGUAUCGUUUUGGAGAUUUGGAGGUGGCCGUCAAGCACACUCACCUCGGCGCCCUCGCCCUGGGCUAUGUCCACGACCACGUCCCCGACCACGUCGCGCAAACACGUGCCGGCCGGCCUUCCCCGGGUCGGGUCGGGCCGCGGGAACCGACCAAACGACGCACCGAGCGGCGAGCCGAGCAAUAUGUGAUGCUUACUGUGUAGCGCGUUCUGUGUCCGAGUGUCAAUACUUGUAGUCAAUUGGAAUAAAUGUGAUUGCCUCUGUA
Messenger RNA from Thrips palmi, 1478 nucleotides. RefSeq lists its product as uncharacterized. The coding region runs from base 374 to 907 and encodes 177 amino acids. Lineage: Eukaryota; Metazoa; Arthropoda; Insecta; Thysanoptera; Thripidae. The transcript is spliced from 3 exons. The record is from RefSeq and is a predicted model, not a curated record.